UUUUCAUUAAAUAAUUUAAAUAGGAUUGUUAAGAAAAGGAAAAAUAAAUUGAUUUAUUUCUUUUCGAUUUAUUAUAUAAACAAUAUCAGAAAUACUUUUACCUUUGUUAUUUUUUUAUCAUCAAUUAAAAAUUACUUAAAAUGGAAGUAACAUAGUCUUAACUAACAUUAAAACAAAUAAAAUAAAACUUAAUUGAAAAAAAUUGCUUGAUGAUUAAAGAUUUUACAAUCGGUUUUCCCACAGGAGAUGAAGCUCUUCCUAUGGAUGACUUCUUUCUGUUAAGUGAUAAAGGGUAUUAGAAUUUUAAAGUAUCUAAAAUAAUAAUAUUUGAGAAUUAAAAAAAAGAAGUGGUUGCUAUUCAAUUUACAUACAAACAAUAUCAAAAUUAAAAAAACAAUGAGAAUUAUGAAAUAAAAGGGAAUUUAAUUGGUCAAUAAGAAACAAGCGAUUUACUUUAAAAAUCAAUAAACUUGCAAGAUGAUCAGUUCAUCACUAAAAUAACUAUUUAAGUAGAAUUUAUUAUUGGAAAUAUUACUAUUAUUUUGAGUAAUGGAAGAGAAUACUUCUUUGGAAAUUACCAUAGAAUGGAUUAUGAAUAUUUCGAAUUUUCUGCACCCAAAGGAUUUCACUUUACUUGCUUUUCAGGAUGCACAAGUUCGCACUUUAAUGGUUUGUGCCUUUUAAAAGCAGAUGUUUGCCCUAUUGAAUAACAUAAUAAUCGUGAUCAUAAAUCUAAAUUUAUCGAAAUUAUUCCAGAUAAUAAAUCUGUUUUAAGAUUGAUAAUUCCUUUCUUAACUGUUAAGGAGAUAUCAGUCUUGAUGAGAACAUGCACUCUUUUAGCAAAAUUAAUAUCAAAUGAAGAUUUAUUUAUUGAUGAAAUAGAAAGAAGAGCUUUAUUUAGUGGUAAUAGCAAUUUAAAUAAAUAUUAUCAAAAAAUAAUAAGUAAAUAUAGUAAGGACAGCGAGAAAAGAAAUAUUCUAAUUUCAUAUGAAGAUUGCUUUAAAAAUUAUGUUGAAAAUCCAAAUGGAGAUGACUAAUUUUAAAAUUUUUAAUUUCUUUAGGGAAAUUAAGAAGCUGAGAAAAAUUACAGCUUUAUUGAAAACUUAAAUGGAUUAACUCAUUUCAAAUUUUCCUUCAUAGAAAAAACCUUAGUUUGGGAAAAAUAUUUGCAUGAUUUAUUUACUUCUAAAAGUAUAGAAAAUAUAGAAAAUAGGUAGUUAGCUAUUGUCUUCGGAAUUGAGAUAGCAGACAGUAAUUAUGGAGGCAGCUUGCGAGCAAAAGUAAUAAUUGAAGAUUAAGAAUAAAAUUCUAUUUUUUAACAAAAAUAAGAAUUUAGUAAAAUUUAGAGAGGAUUUAAGUUUUAUAACAUUGCUAGUUAUGUAAAAUCAUAGUAAUCUAAGCCCCAUAAAAUCAUUUUUUCUAUAUCAGGAAAAGAUUCUAGAUUUUGGAAAGGGCAUUUUGGUCCAAGACUGAGAUCAAUUACAUGCAAAUUAAUUCCUAUUUAAAAUAAAUAGCAAAUUAAUUUAUUCAAAAAUACUAUGAAAAAUAUAUUUUGAAAUUUUAAAUAUGAUUUUUAAUAUAAAUAAAUAAAUUAAUUAAUUUUUUAUAUUUUAGUUUCAUUUUAACGAGUAAAAAAAUAUCAAAAAAUAAAUAUGGUGUAUAUUUUUAUAUUAAAAUUUAAAAUUUAUUUAAUAUAAUAAACAUUUUUGAUAUUACCUAAAUAUCUAAAAUUUUAGUAUAUAACCUAAAAAAGGCAGUACCUUAGGAUAAUAUACAUAUAUAUAUUUGUUUGUAAUAGAUUGUUGAUAAAUUA
Molecule: messenger RNA, 1813 nt
Organism: Tetrahymena thermophila SB210
Lineage: Eukaryota; Ciliophora; Oligohymenophorea; Hymenostomatida; Tetrahymenidae
Product: F-box protein
Exons: 1
Source: RefSeq, a predicted model, not a curated record